AUGAAUUCUGCUAACGAUGCCAUUUUUUAUGGCGACAAGAACUCAGUGCACUACAAUGAUCUAAACGAAAGUGCUCCAGACAGGUGUCUGAAAAAUGGAGGCAUGCAAAACGAUUAUAUAAUGAGCAAUGAUGUGACGAGUGAGGGAGUCGAUAUCGCAGUGGAUCCGGGGGAAAAUGGAGCUGGCAAUGCAGCAUACCUACAUACACCUCUCCACCAGCACUUGCCACCACACCAGGGAGAGAGAAAAAAGAAACAGCACGGAAAAACAGAAAGAGACAAAUAUGACCGAAUUGAAGAAAUCGAAAAAUACCUCAACAUUAACAACGCCACGAAUGUUUGUUCUCUGAGAAUUAAAUUAUGGGAAGCACUAAUGCUGUAUGUAAAUAAUGUAAACGCAGAGCUGAUUUACUUCAUAAUAAAUUGCCUCAUGGAAGUGGAAGUCUAUUGGGGGGAAGAAGCAACCAACAAUUUACAAGAUAUUUUAAGCCUAAUAAAUGAUAAAAAAUAUAAAGAAGUCUCCAAUAAAAUAGGAGAAACUUUAUCCAUUUCCUCUAGGAGAGAUGAAAACAGCAAUAACUACAACUCCGACUUGGCAUGCGAACUGAACAAAAUUCUGCAGUAUGAGCAUAACAGACUGUCCAACCAAAAUAAUAACAAAAAAUUGGAAUACAAAAUUAUCGAGGUCAGCAACGCGAAGGAGGCUCUCCUAGCCUGCUUAAUAAACUCCCAAAUUUUGUCAGUUGUGCUGGUGGACAAUUUAGCCAUUGAUGAGGAUUACAAAAAGGAAAAAUUUGAGUUUUACAAUUUCAGUGAGGAGAACACCGUGAAUAACAAGUGUGGGGCAGUGCCUCCUUAUGUGCUGAAGUGCGGCAUGGUGAGCGGCGGCAUGGUGAGCGGAGGCAUGGUGAGCGGAGGCAUGGUGAACUGCGGUAUGGUGAACGGAGGCGGCCAGAUGAAGCCCCCCUUCACACACAGCGUGCAUAACGGGUCGUCCUCCAACAGCAGGGAUGCCAUGCGGAACAUGAUUCUGUCGAACUAUCAUGGCUGCAACGGUAACAAUGGGAGCGUUUGCAAUAAUUACUGCGGCGGGAAUGGGCACUGUGGAAACGCCCACUGUGGAAACGCCCACUGUGGAAGUGCCCACUGUGGAAGCGCCCACUGCGGAAGCGCCCACUGCGGAAGCGCCCACUGCGCGAACAACCCCAACAGCAGCGGCAGCACCGUGCUGAAUGAGCACAAGAAGGGAGCCAACUUGCUUAUGAAGGACUACAAGUUCGAUAUAGGGAACUUCGUCCUGGGGUACGAACAACUCGUGGCUGCGCCCUUGGAAAAGAUGAAGAAGGGAUUUAACAGCCUAGUGAUCCUGAUUAAGAGCAUCGCGUAUAUUAGAAGCUCUGUUGACAUUUUUUGCGUGUGCACGUCCAUCACACUGGAUAAGCUACAAUCUGUGAAUAAUAAAAUAAUUCGGAUUUUCACCACACAUGAUGACCACAGUGAUUUGCACGAAUCCAUUCUGGAUGGAGUAAAAAAGAAGAUAAAGACUCCCUUUUUUAACGCCUUGAAAGCGUAUGCCGAGAGACCCAUUGGGGUGUUUCACGCGCUAGCCAUUAGCAAAGGGAACAGUGUGAGAAGAAGUAGAUGGAUACAGUCUCUCCUUGAUUUUUAUGGUGUAAAUUUAUUUAAAGCAGAAUCUAGUGCCACAUGUGGAGGGCUAGAUUCUCUGCUAGACCCACAUGGGUCAUUAAAAGAAGCACAGAUAAUGGCUGCACGGGCAUACGGGAGUAAGUACUGUUUUUUCGUCACAAAUGGAACAUCCAGUUCGAAUAAAAUAGUGAUGCAGGCAUUGGUGAAGCCGGGAGAUAUUAUCCUAGUGGAUAGAGCUUGCCACAAAUCGCAUCAUUAUGGAUUUGUUCUAAGUCAAGCCUUACCAUGCUACUUAGAUCCUUACCCGGUGUCGAGAUACGGAAUAUACGGUGCAGUACCGAUAUAUGUAAUUAAGAAGACCCUUCUAGAAUAUAGAAAUAGUAACAAACUACACCUGGUUAAAUUGAUAAUUCUAACCAACUGCACCUUUGACGGAAUUGUAUACAACGUGAAAAGGGUCAUAGAGGAAUGCCUAGCCAUCAAGCCCGAUUUAAUUUUCCUGUUUGACGAAGCAUGGUUUGCUUACGCAUGUUUUCAUCCCAUACUGAAGUUCAGGACGGCUAUGACCGUUGCAGAUAAAAUGAGGAACCAAGACCAGAAGAAAAUUUACAACAAGGUGCAUAAGAAGCUGCUGAGGAAAUUUGGGAAUGUAAAGAGCUUAAACGAGGUAGCAGCGGAGAAGCUUCUAAAAACGAGGUUGUAUCCGAACCCAGCUGAAUACAAAGUGAGGGUAUAUGCCACGCAGUCUAUUCAUAAAUCGUUGACGUCUCUUAGACAAGGCAGUGUCAUUCUGAUCAGCGAUGAUAAUUUCGAGUCACAUGCCUACACCCCAUUUAAGGAAGCAUACUAUACCCAUAUGUCGACAUCGCCCAAUUAUCAAAUAUUGGCCACGUUAGAUGCUGGGAGGGCUCAAAUGGAAUUAGAAGGAUAUGGGCUAGUAGAGAAACAAGUAGAAGCAGCUUUUCUCAUUAGAAAGGAACUAAGUGAGGAUCCUAUGAUUUCUCGAUAUUUCCGAACUCUCAAUGCUGAGGAUUUAAUACCUGAUAGUUUGAGACAGUGUCAUAAUUUGUAUAUGAAGCGGAAGAAGAAGUUUAUUACCAAGGAGAGCUAUUCCACUGAUUCGAAAGGGAGUGUUAAUGGGACGUAUUCGUACGUGUCGAACAAUCAAGGUAAGGGAAGCACUACUACAAAGGAGCAUCGUUCCAGAGUUCUGCGCAGGGUGAGGAGAGGUGGAAGCGUUACAAAAUAUGAGCAGCCAAUACAGAGUAGCAACAUAUCAUCUCACGAAUGCGUAAAUGACACAAAUGGGUGCACUAAUCAUGUAGUGCGCAAUUCGCUCAUGUUGGGAGAUUUCACAAAUAACAAUAGCGCAGCGGAGGGGGGCCUAAACGAAUUUAGUAAUAAUGACCCCCAUGGGGGUGUAAAAAUGAGCAGGCGAAGAAGCCGUAGAGAUGAGCGAAACGGAAAGGAAGGAGGAACCUCUGGGACGAUGGAUGACAGCAAUAACGGAAGCAUGAUUCUGAACAGCGAAAAUGAAAAUCUCAGCUUUGUACAAGAUAGACAUAAUAAAAAUUAUAGCAGUUCCUCCUACUCAACCGGCAUGAAAAAUUUCUUGGAAUAUUUCGAAUGCUCCUGGUUGAGCGAAGACGAAUUUGUGUUGGACCCCACAAGGAUUACUCUCUUUACGGGAUACUCAGGAAUUGAUGGAGAUACCUUUAAGGUGAAAUGGCUCAUGGAUAAAUACGGCAUACAGAUAAAUAAAACUUCUAUCAAUAGUGUCCUAUUCCAAACGAAUAUCGGAACGACCGGUUCAUCGUGCCUAUUUUUGAGAAGCUGUUUGUCACUAAUAUCGCAAGAGCUAGACCAGAAGAAAAGUCUCUUUAACGAGAGAGACCUAAACCAAUUUAAUGACAGUGUCUACAAUUUAGUUUCCAAUUAUAUCGACUUGUCCGAGUUUAGUGAAUUCCAUCCUCUCUUCAAAAAAAGGUAUUCAGACUCGAGAGUAUUCAAUAGGGAAGGAGAUUUGAGAAUGGCUUUCUACUUAGCGUAUGAGGAGGAUUACGUAGAAUAUAUUUUAAUGGCUGACUUGAAAGAACGAGUAAGACAAAAUGAGUUAAUCGUGUCUGCUAGUUUCAUCAUUCCAUACCCUCCUGGAUUCCCUGUGUUAGUACCAGGACAGUUGGUAAGUCAAGAAAUCGUGGACUACCUCUCAGGUCUUAGUGUUAAAGAAAUACAUGGUUAUGAUGAGAGCAUAGGGUUCAGAUGCUUCUACAAUUUUAUUUUAGAAUAUUUUUACAAUCUAGUCACUUCGGACCCGUAUGGCUACUACCACAAGAUGGAUAAGGGGACCUAUGAAAGACUGAAGUAUGCUAAUUUGAGCAAACGGAGGAGUAUGGAGAGCUCUUACCACCUGUACAUAUACGAUAAUGAAACGAACAAGAUGAAGAAGAUGCAUGUGUGUAAUGGGAGCUUCUCGAUUGACAAUAAUACUGCCAUUAGUGAUACUUACGAGGAUGUUGUGCAGGUGCACAACCUGAGGAGCGACCACGGAAGGGGUAACCACCACCACCACGCUGGUGCGUAUGACAGUGUGAACAACAAUUCGAUGUCUACCAUUCCAACCCUGCCUCGGGCAGUGGCGGAAGGCGCGGUGAAAGGCCCGACUGGAAGCGCAAAGGGUGGAAGCGCGAAAGGGGAAAGCGCAAAGGGUGGAAGCGUAAAUUGUGGAAGCGUAAAUUGUGGAAGCGUAAAUUGUGGAAACGAGCGCGGUGUUGUCCGAGCGACGGAUGGCACCUCCAACAGCGCAGGUGUUAGCAGCUGCGCUAGAAGGGGAAGCAGAGAGGAGGGGUUCCGAAAUGUAAGCGAAAUGAACAAUGAGCAAGUCAGUUUCAACGCCGCGGUUGGUAGUUUGUCCGAGAGCAACUUGGGCAAGUCUCGCGCAAAAGAAUCAUCCCACGUGAGGGAAUCGUUCAACGCGAGGGAAUCGACCCGUGCUGACCAAAGACAGACGAACAUCUACUACCACCUCUCAAACGAUAUGAUGAAGUACAACCAGAAUAGCUCCCUCGUUAGUAAGAUAAAAGAAAAUGUGUUAAUUGUUCAGGGUAGGAAAGUCUACGCCAGUUGCGAUGUCGGCAGGAGCUCGGCCAAUUACCGCUAUCGGGAUGACCCAUCCCCAUCAGUGCCCAAGCACAGGAAGGGGAAGAAGUGUAGAGGAUGUAAAUCCUGCGGUGGAGGGAGGAGCAGCCAGGCGGAGCUUGUCAUGCGAAGGGGCCGAACGGAUUGCAUUCCCCAUAAGAGAGAAGACACCAAUGAAUUUGCGAGUGAAGGUAGCAACGAGGUUGAUAUCCACGGGGUGAGAAGGCAACUCCCAAGCAGAGCUUCGAAUGGUAGAGUUACGAAGAAGGGGAAAAAAAAGAAUGCCGCCAAAAGGGCAUCGGUCCGGGAUAUAACCGAUGGGGAGAGUGAGGAAAAUAAUGCGGAAGAGAUUGCGGAAGAGAUUGCCGAAGAGAAUGCGGAGGAGGAUGAGGAAGCGAAUGCGGAUGAUAAUACUAACAGCGAUGGCGACACGACUGUGCCGGAGGAGGACGGUGAGAGCACCUCGGAUGCGAAGGAAAGAAGGCACGGAGGUAAAGCGCAAAACGUAGAAGGAACAAACGGUGGAAGUUACAACGCGAGGAAGAAGGGCAGUAGAAGGGGCAAGGGGAGAAAACAAAAAGGCAACCGUAACCGAAAUUGCAAUCGGAACAGUACCCUCCACACUGAUGACAGCAGCAACGUACAGAGUGACAUCACUGUGAGCACAUUCAACCAGGCGAAUUCCAUGUCGGAAAUGAACUGCGUGAAGAAGGAGACAAAAAAUGAUAGAAGUGAAGACGACGGGUAUAAGGAACAUGGGGGGGGUGGCCUCAUUCGAAAAAUCAGGCAGUCGAACCCUGUUAUGUGCAACCAAUUAGGGAAAAGUGGGUUAAACAUGCAAAUGCAGAGGAAGCCAGGACCUGGUGUAAGUCACAGGAACAGCCCCCUGAGUUGUGCGGACAGUAAGGACUAUUCGUACUGCUCCGGUUUGAGGAAAAAGGGGAAUAAACUGAAAGGCGCGGGGGGUAGCAGUAAAAGGGAGGAUAAUAAUGCUGGAGUUACGAGCGGAAGUACCAGUCGUUCUAGCGGGCAAGGCAGCGGUAUGGUCUUGUCGGAGAAUUACCAAUCAAGCGAGAGCCUAAACAAAAGGGGAACCCGCAGCCACACCAGCGGAAAGAGUUCCAAUGGGCUCAGCGGGAGUGAAAAGACCAACCAGAAUGCUACUAGGUGUGGGGGGAGAAAUGCGAAAAAAAAUGACGAAGAGGUGCACAAAGUGAAGGAAAUGAACAGUCCAAACGAGAUGGAGAGGAAUGGCUCAAAUGAAGAAGCCCCUUUAAAGAGAGAAAUUUUUAUUAGUGAGGAAGACAUAGACAAGGUAAGCGUGGACGACCAAACUGGUAGUGACAACUGCUCGAAGAACAGAUUAGCUUCAGAGAUUCACCUGCCACGUAGCAGCGACAUCAUUAGUGGCGGUGACGACGUCAGUGGCAGUGCCAGGAGAGCAGGAAGCCGAGUUGGUUCCCGUAUACACGUGAAUGGAAAUGAUGCAAAUAAUGGAAUCCCAAACACACAGGGAAAGAAUGAAGUAGCCUUUUGUGGAAAUGAGUUUCACUAUGAUGAAGAUGAGCUGAAAAUAAAUUCUGCAGCUAGAGAAAACAACGAACUGGAGAAGAACUGCAUGAGGAAGUUAAACUCGCUUAACAAUAAUAGCUACAUAAAUAAUUUGAUAACACAUGUGGAUGAUGACACGUUUAUCCAUAAGGAGAGUAAUUUCUUCCUGGAGUGUGCCCUGACCAAUUCCGAAAUGAACGGCAGUUCCUUCGAAAUGGAAAUGUCCCUGAAUAAUGUAUAUUCUAAUGGUGGCGAGGGGGGUAGGCACCCCGGGAACUACGACGGAGGAAAGAAGAGUGACUUUGAGUAG
Plasmodium cynomolgi strain B is the source of this 6645-nucleotide messenger RNA. Its product is annotated as lysine decarboxylase. The record is from RefSeq and is a predicted model, not a curated record. Gene Ontology annotation, biological process: L-arginine catabolic process. Gene Ontology annotation, molecular function: pyridoxal phosphate binding; arginine decarboxylase activity. NCBI's taxonomy places the organism in Eukaryota, Apicomplexa, Aconoidasida, Haemosporida, Plasmodiidae. Gene Ontology annotation, cellular component: cytosol; cytoplasm. The transcript is spliced from 2 exons. Bases 1 to 6645 code for a protein of 2214 amino acids.